AGGAACCAUCUCUGUGUGCUCUGCCUCUGGUGCACUGUAACAGAGAUCCCCUUUGUUCUUUGAAAGUGGAUCACAGUUAUAUUCACGCUUGCCUAGAGAAGCUCCCAUCAGUUACAAUGUGUCCUUCGCAGGCUUCUGAACCAGGGCUGUAGUUUAUAGAUUUGUAUUUACCAGCUAAACUGUAAAAGAUUCCAGGGGGCAAAAACACAUCCAUUUAAAGUUCACUGCAUCUAAAACUGCUUUAUAUCGAGCUACAUGGUCUCUCAUCAGAAAAGUAUUGUUCUGAUCUAAGCCUUCUCUGAAGAUUUACAAAGGAAGAAAGGGAGGGAUGGCUUCUGUUGUAUGAGAUCUUGAGGUGCAAGUUCUGCCGUACAGCAGACCACGACCAAAAAGCUGUACAGAAAGCAACGGCCUGGAAAGCCAUCUGAUGCAGAUGGAACAGCCCCACAAACAAUCAACAUGGGCCCCUCCAGUCAACAAAACACCGCCACUGUCUGUCAGAACGGUGUCUCUACCGGAACUGUACAAUGAUGGCAUUGUGUUGGCACCACAACAGCGGGAUACCCUCGAAUCUACUCCACAUUACUUUCCACCUUCUAGAAGAUGGUCGUUUAUGUCUGCGAAAUCUGCAUGCAGCGAGGAUACCUUUGGAGGGAGUGUCACACCUGUCUCUAAAGGCUGUCUGGAGAAGGCGCGUUUAAGGUGUACGGCAAGGAAGGAACGUGUCGUUUUCUGCACGAUGGAGACUGUUAAAAGAGGAUGGUUGCCAAUGCUUAAGAAAGCAGCCACCUACGUUAUUCACAGCGAUAAGGAGCAGAAAGAUACUGCUGCUGCCACAAGAGAGGUGAACUCAUCUCCAAUGCGAAACGACUUGGACCAUAAGCAUAACCCAAGAAACAAGGACAACAUUUCUACAGAUGCAAGUGAAAGAAACCAGUGUAAUUCCUGUAUAUCUUCAACAGGGCUGAGAUCUCAGGGAUUUCUUUUUAAAGGUACCACAGACAUUCGCAAGGCCUUCAACAAAGAGAAAGUUGGUUUGCUGGAAAACAGCCUGUCUGCUCCCAUAGGGGGUUACUUGCAAGACCUCCAGGGAAACAGAACAGCCUUGUCAUCAUUUCAGCCUGAUUUGAUUCACUCUGAUAAUCCGCACAGGGAGGAAUGUGCGGCACUCUGCAUGAGUCCAUCAAUUCCGGCAGAACAGCCAAGGACAAUAGGAAUUCUGAGGACCUCCAGAGAAAAUGUGUGUCGGACAAACUCGGCUCACAUGGAGAGUAAAGCUGACCUGCCUAAAAUGAGACCAGGAUUCUCAUCCAUCACAAUAGCGGUUCGGAAAGUGGCAACACCUGCCAGUGCCCCACCAGAAACAACUCCCUACUCCUGCCUAAAACACACAGAGGGAACUUUGCCUUUAAAUGCUGUUGAUUCUGUUGUCACUGUGGACCGGCCUUCGAGUGAAAGGCACUGUAAACCUGUCCUGAGAAACAGAAAAGCCACGAUAAUAAAGGUGACACAGUACAGGCAUAGGUACAGUUACACCGAGGGUGAGAGUGGUAGAAAAGCUAGGAUGCCCGAGCACAGACACAGUUACGCUGAAGGUGAAAACAAAGAGAACGCAUAUUCUCAUUUGUGUGAGGAAGGGGACAGAAGAGGCUCCUCUGCCUCCUUGUCACAGGGUUUGGUUCGAUCGUCCACCCACUAUAAGGUGCCACCUGAGUCAGCAAAUUCUGUCUUGCACCUGGACAAGUCCCUUUCCAUUUCCAUCCACAAGCCUGAAAGCACAGUCCCACAAGUUCACAGAUCAGCCCUCUCUUUGUUUCUGAACAGCAGUUCUCCCAAAGAAACACUAGAUUUCGGAAGUGGCAAGACUAAUGAAAAGUAUUUACCAGGUCCUAAACCCACUGGGAACAACAGCAGAGUAUCUGAUAAUACAGAAAUUAACCAGGAGACUUCCACAGUCCCACCAUUAAAUCAAAAUGGGUUAACUCCUCAGAAACAUUCAUGUGUUGACGGCAUCUGGGGCAUUCAGUCUCAAUCAAGUGCACAAUCAAAUACUGUUGUCUUGACAAAAGGGGCCCUUUGUGUAUCAGCACCACAAAUAGACAAACAAGAACACCAUUUUAACUAUGAGACCAGCAAGCAUUGGAACAAUUUCAGGAUCCUGCAUCUCGAUGAUGCCCAAGGCCCCCAGACUUCCAGUUAUCCAAACAGGAAACAGACUGCUGAUCAGGGUGUAGCCAGCUUUGCUUCCCUUCCGGAACAAGAUGCACUCAAGAGAGGUUCCCCUCCAACCGGUGACUCUUUAUUGAAGGGAAAUUACUGCAGUGCAGUUACAGUGACAGCGCAAGCAAAACUCCAAACACAGCUCGUGUACCAGAUACCAGACAGUCCAGAGGCUGUUUUGCCAAGGGAUUCUAAGGCGUUUUCAAAAAUUACUCUGGAUACUUUUGAUGACAUGAAAAGCUUGGGCAAAGUGUCAGACUGUGAGAAAGAAGACAUCAGACAGCAGUCCACCCCCAGCAUGAUAAAAGAACAUACAGCUGACUCCCCAACCAGGAACCCAUGGAAACCAAAUCAGUGUGUUCAGUCAGAGACCCACACUGACCUUGAGGACGGCUCUCAGACAACACUGACUCUAAGAGAAGCCCUGGAACUCCUUCGGCCUGACUUCAUAACCCGUUCCAGGGAGCGCGUGCAGCAGCUUGAACUGCGAGCACUCCAGAGGAGAGCCGAGCAGAGCGAGCGUGUGAGCCCACCCCCAGGAAUACCCUCCAGCACCGCCAACAGAAAGAGGCAGUGCACCAGACCACACCCUCUCAGUGAUAACCUUUUCAAGCCAAAGGAGAGAACCAUUUCAGGAAAGGAGAUGCAACUGAGAUCUAAACGGAUUUACAAACAGCUGCCCGAAGUGAAAAGGAGAAAGGAAGAAGAAAAGAAAAAAGUGGUAUCGCAAACAAACAGGCUGCGGGCUGAGCUUUUUAAAAAGAAAUUACUGGACCAAAUACUACAGAGAAGCAUUGAUUGAUGAAGAUGGAUCCUCUCUUAAAGGACAUCUGCUGUGUGCCACUGCUUUUAGCCAAGCCCUGUCAUGUACUUUUGUUCCUGUCUGCUUUAUUCUAAGCUGUUUCAUAUAUUUGUGUAAUGGUCACAAGGUGUUCUAUCUUUACUUCAGAAAGUACCAAAUGGGACAUUUGAUACACCCAUUGCUUUCAAUACUAUGCACUGUAAAUAAUAGUUGUAAGAGCUGAUUCUGGACUAUACAUAAAUAAACUCUAACACAUUUUCUUUCUAGUUCAACCCGGUUAGCAGUUAAUCAAAGAAGAUAUCUUUAGAGCAUAACCCAUGAAUGUUCACAGAGUGCUGAUCGCAUGAAUUAAGGAAGGUCAAACUGACUAUCCUCAUGAAAGAAAUAAGCACAGCGCUCCCAAGUAUGUUAUAUAACAAGGUAUGGAAAAGAAAGUAUGCUUAAACCUAAAUUAAACAGCUUAAGGGAAUUGCUUUACUUUAUUAUCAAGCAUGGCAUCUGCUUAGCAAUGCAGUUUAAAUUGGAUUUUGGAUUUUAAUGCAUGCAAGGUUCCAAAUUGAAACAUACAUUUCAAAGCUGUUAUAUUUUAAACUGCUGUUAAAUCAUUCACUAAACAAAGCUGCUUCAAUAAACUCCAUGUUAUUGUAAAACAUGAGGUUGUGCUUUAUAUACCAUACAUCUGAUACUGUUUAAUGUGCACUGUGUAUUGUAAUGUCCUGUAUAUGUAAUCUACCAGUCCAUACACUGAGAAACAGUACAAGUUUUGUCCUUUGGUUUACAUGAAUCAGGAAAGGUUUUUAUUAUGUAAGGCAAUUGAAGUCAUCACAGUUUAACUGUACUGCUUGACUGUUAAGGAGUUUGCUAUUUUGACACCUUCACUUCCUAACAGGACUUUUACAAUUCUUGGUGACAUGUACAACACUUGCACUUCUAGCUUUAAUGGGUAGAAAAACAUCUUCAAUGAUUGUUCAAUGGAAAACUAAGAUGAGAUUUUUUCAGAUUUAU
Molecule: messenger RNA, 4027 nt
Organism: Acipenser ruthenus (sterlet)
Lineage: Eukaryota; Metazoa; Chordata; Actinopteri; Acipenseriformes; Acipenseridae
Product: (E2-independent) E3 ubiquitin-conjugating enzyme FATS-like
Exons: 11
Coding region: 428-3022 (864 amino acids)
Biological process (GO): regulation of centriole replication
Cellular component (GO): cytosol; centriole; centrosome
Source: RefSeq, a predicted model, not a curated record